AUGGCUAUAAAAACUGCUUUGCAAGUGCUCUCUAUGUCAAAGUGGGGGAAAAACAUUUUGGCUUUAGAAGAAAUUAAGACCACAUUAAUUCCAUUUCUAAUCUUAAAUUUGACCCUUCAAAGGGCAAUUAAGUUCAAAAUUGUCAUGGCUUUGGCAACAUCGGAGGAAUUGCAGGCCAUUCUCGUGCCAAUUGUUGUUUAUUGGACAUACUCAGGGAUGUAUGUCAUCUUAGAGUCGUGGUGUGAGAAUUACAAGUUGCAUUCCAAGCAAGAAGAGGAGGAGAAGAAUUUGGUGUCCAGAAAGACAGUCAUCAAAGGCGUUCUUCUCCAUCAAACCAUUCAAGCGACUCUGAAUUUCCUCGUGUUAAUGGUGACAGGAGGAAAUGAUGCUGAGGCAUCUCCAAGGCAGCCAUCAUCCCUUAUUAUUAUAGCUAAGCAAUUAGUUAUAGCUAUGGUGUUUAUAGAUACUUGGUCAUAUUUUAUCCAUAGGUACUUGCAUUACAACAAGUUCUUAUAUCGACACCUUCAUGCUCCACACCACCGGAUUGUUGUUUCCUAUGCAUUUGGAGCUCAGUAUAUGCACCCACUCGAGGGGAUCUUGGACACCAUGGGCGGGUCAUUAUCUAUAAUCGUCUCCGGUAUGUCUCCUCGAACUUCGAUGUUUUUCUUCUCUUUUGCCCUCAUUAAAUUAGUGGAUGACCAUUGCGGGAUGAGGCUUCCUGGAAACCCCUUUUACAUCUUCUUUAAGAAUAAUUCGGCAUACCAUGAUAUCCAUCAUCAGCUUUAUGGUGCCAAAUACAACUUCUCAGUGUACUUCGUCACAUGGGAUAAAAUUCUAGGAACGUAUAUGCCUUAUUCACUUGAGAAGAAAGCCGAAGGAGGCUUUGAAGUACGACGUGCUGAUCAAGAGCACAAGGAUGAUUGAGUAACUAGUAAGUUAUGAUAGGCAUGGACCGAUCAAUUGGUUUUUAUAUAUGAAUACUUAUAUGCUUCAUUCGGAAUAAAGCAAUAGGAAGGGUCCAUGAUCUGUAUUUUAUCUAUCGUAUAUACAGUGAAAAUAAAUGAUGAUACUGGGAUGGUCUUUUCACCUAAAUUGGUGUCGUAAAUAAUGUUUUGAGUGAGGUUGUAUGCUGUUUUUUUGGUUAUGGUUGUAUGUUGUUUAAAAGGUAUUCUGGAUUGGUGUGAUUGGAGUUCUUUUUUUGUAAU
Molecule: messenger RNA, 1205 nt
Organism: Durio zibethinus
Lineage: Eukaryota; Viridiplantae; Streptophyta; Magnoliopsida; Malvales; Malvaceae
Product: sphinganine C4-monooxygenase 1-like
Biological process (GO): lipid biosynthetic process
Molecular function (GO): iron ion binding; oxidoreductase activity
Source: RefSeq, a predicted model, not a curated record